Molecule: messenger RNA, 1080 nt
Organism: Knipowitschia caucasica
Lineage: Eukaryota; Metazoa; Chordata; Actinopteri; Gobiiformes; Gobiidae
Source: the annotation of a GenBank genome assembly
AUGUAUCAUGCUUGCUGUUGUUUUUUUAUAUCAACAAGAGAUAAUGCAGCCGACCCACAGGACGUUCGCCUCUGUCCCCACGAUCUGUCUUCUAAAGACGAGCCUCCCACGCAGCCCAACCUGCGCACUUUCCCCUCUUCCAGUAUAGGGGGAAAGGACAGGAGGUUUUCUGCACACUGGAGAAAACUGGACAAAUCUGGAUCUCAAACCAGACCUGGUCCCAGCUGCGAGUCUCUGAAGAGUGACAGCUCUAAAGGCUGGCUCGUAGAGUUUAAGAACACUCCACCUGAGAACAUGGGAGCGGAGAGCAGCACGGAUCAACUCGGUAUAGACCCGCUGCUCCCAGUCUUCACGCGGCUGCAGGAGCAGGUCCUGGACUUUGCCAAAGAGCAGCUGCAGAGCUUCCACCGGGCCCUGAACUCAGAUUACCCAGAAUGCUCAGAGAGAGUGGCGGAGGAGCAGCUCAUCAGAGAGGCCCUCCUGACCAUCGCACUGCACUUCCUGGAGAGGAUGGGGGAGGGGCGAGUGGCCGAGCUGCUCAGCCAGAGUGCGGCUGGAGUUUGCAGAGAUCAACUGCAGCAGCGUCUGCAGCACAAGCUCAACCUUGUGUCUGAGGGCGUGGCUAAAGCCGGAAGCCUCGCCCCUCUGAAGCAGGUCUACACUGAGCUGUACAUCACAGAGGGAGGGGCCGCGGGGGUCAACCAGGAGCAUGAAGGUCUGCUGCCUGUAAUGAAAGCCUCCAGAAAAGUCACUCUGUCCAGCUGUUUCCUGGGAUACUUUGAUCUGACCCCAGUCGUCAGCUCCUCUGCUCUGAAACAUCUGGACCUCAGUCACUGCGACCUCACAGACUCUGAUGUGAAGGAGCUGUGUUCUGGACUGAAGAGCGCCACCUGCAGACUGGAGGUCCUCAGUCUGUCCUUCUGUCUGUCUCAUCUCUGCUGUGAGUCUCUGGCCUCGGUCCUCGGCUCCUCUGCUCUGAAACACCUGGACCUCAGUAACAAUGACCUCACAGACUCAGGAGUGGAGCAGCUGUGUUCUGGACUGAAGAGCGCCACCUGCAGACUGGAGGUCCUCAGGUGA